This is a messenger RNA of Drosophila sulfurigaster albostrigata, 1857 nucleotides long. It is a transcript of the gene FoxL1, whose product is annotated as fork head domain-containing protein L1. Gene Ontology annotation, biological process: anatomical structure morphogenesis; regulation of transcription by RNA polymerase II; cell differentiation. The record is from RefSeq and is a predicted model, not a curated record. NCBI's taxonomy places the organism in Eukaryota, Metazoa, Arthropoda, Insecta, Diptera, Drosophilidae. The transcript is spliced from 3 exons. Gene Ontology annotation, molecular function: DNA-binding transcription factor activity, RNA polymerase II-specific; RNA polymerase II cis-regulatory region sequence-specific DNA binding. The coding region runs from base 1 to 1113 and encodes 370 amino acids.
AUGCUACCCAGUUCGUGUUAUACAAGUGCAUCGGGUCUUCCGGAUAAUGAGCAACUGGUCAACACGUUGUUAGCCUGUCCGGAAUAUCUACGCGCCAGCAAUCCAUUGGCUGCAGGUGCCGUCGGAGCUAUGAGCAUGGAUGGAUUGCCCUGCAAUGGGUUUCCCUCGGCAUUCUACUAUCAAGGCAUGGAUAACUUCUUGUCCCUGCAUAAUAAUAUCUGGAAUUUACCCAUAUCCUUUCUGCACAACAACCAUCGACCGGAGAAACCGCCUUUCUCCUACAUAGCUCUGAUUGCCAUGGCCAUAAGCAGUGCUCCCAAUCAAAGACUCACACUCAGCGGCAUCUACAAGUUUAUCAUGGACAAAUUCCCCUACUAUCGUGAGAACAAGCAAGGCUGGCAGAACUCCAUCAGGCACAAUCUAUCGCUCAACGAUUGCUUCGUGAAGGUGGCGCGUGAUAAGAACACCAUCGAUGAUAACGACAGUGCGGGCAAAGGCAGCUACUGGAUGCUGGAUGCUUCUGCCACCGAUAUGUUUGAGCAGGGCAACUACCGACGGCGACGCACACGUCGAAGACACUGCGGCAAUGCCAAUCGCUUUGAUCGCGAUACCACAUCGCGGGAUGCGAAUGGGAGCAACGAUGGCGAGGUGCGAUCACCAAGCGAGUCGCUGCCCGAGUUUGAUAUAUUCUGCAACGACAAUGUGGCAGCAAGCAGACCCAACUAUUCGGAUCGCAUCACCGAACUGCAUCGUCAGUAUCUAUCUGUGUCCUUUGGCUUCAACAGUCUCUUCAACAACGAAUCACGCAACACACAAGUCAAAAAUGCCACACAGUCAGACAGUCCGUGCUCCAGUCAGACGGCGGCAAGUGCCACGGACAGCGCCUUGUUGCACGAAGAUCUACAUUCCCCAAGCGCUUUUACGCCGCCACUUCCAAGACGCACUGCAGCACCAGAAGUUGGUGGACAGGAGAUGGCAACACUCGAUGCAUUUAAAGGAUUACAGGAAUUAUUGGGUGGCAGCGACACGCCCACAGCGCCAGUUGCCAGCAAUAAUAAUAAAUCAAAGACAACGACGCUAUUUACAAUUGAGAACAUAAUUGGCAAACAGUAGCAUAGAAACAUCAUUUCGCACAAUCGAAUUAAAUUGUUAAUACAUAUUAAAUUUAUUAUUUGUUUUACUAUUUUGAACCCAUAAACAAAACACUCUGAAUUGGUUCUUUUUUGGAUUUUAACGGUAUUUUUAUUCUCGAGUAGAAAACAACUCCUCAAUUACCCAUCUUAUUGAGAGCGCAGCACAGCGGAGGCGCGACGGAGAGCAGCCUAUAAACAAAAUAUAAAGAAUUGAUCAAUAUCUACAUCACAGUACAUUAGCAUUUACAAAAAUAUGUGCGGAAGACAGUCUCAGUUUAAGUAGUGUCGUCAGGACCAGUAGGAGAUCUUGGUGAUACUUAUAAAGUCAUCACAGCACUGAGAAAUACCCGUCACUAAAUCAAGUGUUUACCUGCAAGUAAAUAGAAAUAUUCAUAGAUUAAUAACAUGAAGAAUUUAAAUCACAUACAGUAAAAGUAUUGAGUACAGUCAGAGAAGUUAAUCAACACAACAUUUCUGAGAUCUUGGUGUAGUAGUAUAAAAAGGGUAUCAUCAUAAAAAGAGAAAAAGAAUGGAAAGGAAUUCAUGUUUACCUGGGUCAGAUCCUUGCGGUACUUGGAGCCAAUAAGCAGGUGCUUCAGUUUCUUCAGGGAGCGACGAGGACCAGCCUUGAAGUUAACACGCACGGUGUUCUUGGCGGGACGCUGACCGUAUUUGCCCUUCUUCAGGACGGUGGUGAAGCCCUUCUUAUCGGCAGCGGGCACAA